Molecule: messenger RNA, 1242 nt
Organism: Hyposmocoma kahamanoa
Lineage: Eukaryota; Metazoa; Arthropoda; Insecta; Lepidoptera; Cosmopterigidae
Product: G protein-activated inward rectifier potassium channel 4-like
Exons: 3
Coding region: 1-1242 (413 amino acids)
Biological process (GO): regulation of monoatomic ion transmembrane transport; potassium ion import across plasma membrane
Cellular component (GO): plasma membrane
Molecular function (GO): inward rectifier potassium channel activity
Source: RefSeq, a predicted model, not a curated record
AUGAACCAUGUACACAUUGACGAUAGAGAGAGCCUUUACGAAAUUCAAAAACUCCAUGAUAUGGUCAGCAUCACCUACGAGUUCAAGGCUUGGAUAAUGGAGACCAAAUCCAUGAGAAAGAGAGAGGUCGCGUUCUAUCAAGAUGAGGAAUCUUUGAAUGAGGAUAUGGCAGUGACGCCCGGGGUUUACUAUCCAAGAAAAAGAUCAGUUCAUCACACCCGAAACUAUUCUCGGCACCACAAACGAAUUGUCUUCAGAAAUGGAGAGUUGAACAUCGAAAAAGCUAUCUCCAAUAAGUUUCUUCUCUCGAACUGGUUCAUUACAAUGGUUGAAGCUAGAUGGCGAUGGACAUUAAUCAAUUUCUUUAUGGCCUUUACCAUUGAUUGGAUGUUCUUCGGUUUCGUCUACUGGUUCAUCGCUUGGAAACAUGAAGACUUGUUAGAGGAACAUCUCUCUUCCAACAAUAACACCUGGGUACCGUGCGUCGAACAUAUUUACGGAUUUACAUCUAGUUUUCUUUUUAGUGUCGAAGUCCAUACUACAGUUGCCUAUGGUAGAAGAUCUAUAACUUUAGAAUGUCCACAAGCUAUUGUUGCUAUGUGUUUACAAUGCAUCUUAAGUUCUAUAUGCCAAGCCUUUUUGGUUGGUAUUUUGUUCGCAAAGUUGACUAGACCAAAAUCCAGGGCUCAAACUAUUCUUUUCAGUAAACAAGCUGUUAUAAACUCUAGAGAUGAAGAAUUAUGUCUUGUAUUUAGAGUCGGUGAUAUGAGGAAGUCCAGAAUACUGAAUAUUAAAGUAGCUGCAUUUGUUUUGAAGACAAAUGAUAAGGAUGAAUUUGUAGAUAGCAAUGAGCAAAUUAGCUUAGCGACUAAAAUAGAAGGUUGUGAGUCUACAUUUUUUCUGUGGCCUUUAUCAGUGAUACAUGUAAUAGACGAGCGUAGUCCUUUGUACAAUAUAUCUGCUGCUGAUUUGCUGUGUGGGGCUUUAGAAAUUUUAGUAGUAUUUGAAGGAGUAAUUGAAACUACUGGACAACCAGUACAAGCGAAAUCUAGUUAUACCAAACAUGAUAUUUUAUGGGGACAUCGUUUUACAUCUAUGAUUUGUUAUGAUUUAGAUAAAGAUAUGUAUGAUGUGGAUUUUUCGAGGUUAGGUUCUACGGAGCAAGUUGAUACUCCUUUGUGUUCAGCUGAAGAAUGUAGAAAUGCUUUACUGUGUUUGGAUAGUAAUAAAGAAGAUAUAUGA